GGACUCGGUGCUGAACCCCACUUUCACUCCUGUGUUCCAGGGUCAAGGCAGCAGUAAUGCUAACGUUGGCAAGCAAGCUGAAGCGAGAUGACGGUCUCAAAGGCUCCCGGUCAGCAGCCACAGCCUCAGACUCCACUCGACGGGUUUCUGUGAGAGACAAGUUGCUUGUCAAAGAGGUUGCAGAACUUGAAGCCAAUUUACCUUGUACGUGUAAAAUACAUUUUCCUGAUCCGAACAAGCUUCAUUGCUUUCAGCUCACAGUGACUCCAGAUGAGGGUUACUACCAGGGUGGAAAAUUUCAGUUUGAAACUGAAGUUCCCGAUGCAUACAACAUGGUGCCUCCCAAGGUGAAAUGCUUGACCAGGAUCUGGCACCCCAACAUCACAGAGACAGGUGAAAUAUGUCUAAGCUUACUGAGAGAGCAUUCGAUCGACGGCACUGGCUGGGCCCCCACGAGGACAUUAAAGGAUGUUGUUUGGGGCUUAAACUCUUUAUUUACUGAUCUUCUGAAUUUUGAUGAUCCACUGAAUAUCGAAGCUGCAGAGCAUCAUUUGCGGGACAAGAUGAGAGCUGCAGAACUUAUUCUACUGGGGCAAAGAUUGUGUCUGUCUUUAACUUUACAUAGAGGACUUCCGGAAUAAAGUGGACGACUACAUCAAGCGUUACGCCAGAUGAUAACAGGAGAAGACUGCGGGCCCGUGGACUGUGUGUUAUAGUUUGUCUCUCGUGAAGCAGCAAGAGGUAGCCCCUCCUCUCCCCAGUCCUCACGCUCCCUCUCAGUCCCACUGGAUUGUCCCCGUCUUGUGACCAUGCUGUCCUGAAGAAGACCAUCUUCAUGACCGCCAUUGUAGCUGGAGAGUCCAACAUAAAUACAGCAAGGAAAUGUGGUUGGGCUUCUAAAGAGUUGUCUGCUUACCUUAACAUGUUUACGUUUGAAACUGUACUGCGCAGGCGGCUGGUGAGAGUCCCGAGAGGUUGUAAUGAACUCGCAUUGAGGCCAGAGCUUGUUUACCCUUUUCCCAAACAAAGCCGGUUCCUGCACACGUGAUGCUAAUGACGUGCUCGUUGUAGCUCACAGGUUGGCAGGAAGACCCCCGCUGCAAACUGUGAUUGGGUGCGGAUUCGGUAGCUUCUCCCAUGAGUGUUGGCCCUGCCUAGAUGUGAAGCUUCCCAGAAUGCAGUCAUUCACUGUAGGUCUCUUACUGAAAUGCGUAUUUUAUUUAAUGUAAGUCUAUUUUGGAACAAAUUUGUAAUUUGUACAAUUUAAUGCUUUAAUUAUUUUUUUCUAUUCUCAUUUAGUUUGUAUUUUCAUUGUAUAGAGCAGACAGAAAGAUGUUGGGUCAAGCAACUGUUAAAGAGAAAUACAAAAAAAUAUGAAGGAUACUUAUUCAUUCUGUCCAAAUGCAGUGAGCAGCUGGCUCUCAAAAAUCAGCUCUUGUUUUCAGGUCCAGAUGUGGCUGGAACAUUUCCGAGCCCUCUGAAGCUGGCUCUGGAUGGUAAAAAUAAAAAUAAACACACAAAAGACA
Tupaia belangeri chinensis (Chinese tree shrew) is the source of this 1526-nucleotide messenger RNA. RefSeq names its product ubiquitin conjugating enzyme E2 F (putative) (gene UBE2F). The transcript is spliced from 10 exons. The coding region runs from base 57 to 641 and encodes 194 amino acids. The record is from RefSeq and is a predicted model, not a curated record. Lineage: Eukaryota; Metazoa; Chordata; Mammalia; Scandentia; Tupaiidae.